Molecule: messenger RNA, 2823 nt
Organism: Heteronotia binoei (common prickly gecko)
Lineage: Eukaryota; Metazoa; Chordata; Lepidosauria; Squamata; Gekkonidae
Product: pre-mRNA-processing factor 39-like
Exons: 14
Coding region: 154-2322 (722 amino acids)
Biological process (GO): RNA processing; mRNA 5'-splice site recognition
Cellular component (GO): nucleus; U2-type prespliceosome; U1 snRNP
Molecular function (GO): protein binding
Source: RefSeq, a predicted model, not a curated record
UUUUUCUUUAUGAUUUUCCGGGUCCUGUCUUCCCGCCCCAUCCUUCGCAUCUUCACUUCCGGGUCCCAUGGCCGCGCAGGCGCGGUGGAACUAAGCGGGAGCACCGACGACGGGAGAGGGCCUUAGGACCAUCAGUUCGGCUGCCGAGCUAAGAUGGCGGCUGAGGGGCCUGAGGCGCCAGCCAGCCCCACUCGCGGCGAUAACGAAGGCUGUGAGGGAAGCCUGGGGGCCGAAGUCGAGGCAGCUGUAGGCCCUGACCAAGACGUGAUUCCCAAGCCAACAAGCAACGGUGCCCCAAAGCCAGAUGAGACAACACCGGUGCAGGGCUGCAACGGAGUCAACAUGGAAGCCAGCACUCCAGCGCCAAAACCUGAAAUUGCCAAGGAAGAAGCCCCUCAGCCUCCUGCUCCUGAUGUGGUGAUGCAUGUGGCACUUAACCCUCCCAUAGAAGAGGUCUCUAUUACGUACCCUCUGGAGUUUGAGCGGUACUGGCGAGCCGCUCAAGAGAACCCGCUCGACUUCACUGCAUGGACUGACUUGCUUCAAUAUGUGGAGCAAGAGAAUCACAUCUAUGCAGCCCGCAAAGCCUUUGACAGCUUCUUCCUACGUUACCCUUACUGCUAUGGCUACUGGAAGAAGUAUGCAGACAUGGAGCGUCGCUUUGAUUUCAUCAAAGAGACAGAGGAGGUUUUCCAGCGAGGGCUGCAGUCUAUCCCACUCAGCAUGGACUUGUGGAUCCAUUACAUCUCCUUCCUGCAGUCUUCCUUGGAUAUGAACAUCCCAGACUCAGUGCAGAAGAUCCGUGGCACAUUUGAAUCUGCUAUAGCUGCUGCAGGAGUGGAUUUCCGUUCAGAUAAACUCUGGGAGAUGUACGUGGAAUGGGAGCGAGAGCAGGGUAGCCUGAAAGCCAUCACAGCAAUUUAUGAUCGAGUGCUUACCAUGCCAACUCAGAUGUACAGCCACCACUGGGAAAAGUUCAAGGAACAUGUUACCAGCCACCACCCCCAGGACAUCCUGUCCACUGAGGAGCUGCUGUGGCUGCAGUCAAAGAUGGUCUCUGAUACAGUGGCCAAGACCACGGAAGCAGAGGCAGAGGAGGCUCCUCCUGGGGAAGACAUGCCAUUGAAGGCAGAAGCCAUGCAUGAGACUGGAGCUGGCGACGGGAGUCGAAUAUUGGGCCAUAUGGACCAGGACAAGAUCCGGGAACUCGCAAUUUCUAUCCGCCAGCAGAUCCACUCCCAGAACGAAGCAGAAGUCAGCAAGCGUUGGAAUUUUGAGGAAGGGAUUAAGAGACCCUACUUCCACGUAAAACCACUGGAGCGAGCACAGCUGAGGAACUGGCGGGACUAUCUGGAUUUUGAGAUAGCCAGCGGCUCACACGAACGCACCAUUGUGCUCUUUGAACGCUGUGUCAUUGCCUGUGCCCUCUAUGAGGAGUUCUGGAUCAAGUAUACGAGGUACCUCGAGAACCACAGCAUGGCCGGGGCCAGAAGUGUCUUCCAGCGAGCUUGCUGUUACCACCUUCCGCGUAAGCCCAACAUCCACCUCCUGUGGGCAGCGUUUGAAGAGAGACAAGGAGAAGUGGAGGAAGCCCGGCGCAUCUUGAAGUCAUUUGAGGAUUGUGUCCCUGGCCUUGCCAUGGUGCGCUUGCGGCGAGUGAGCUUGGAGCGCCGGCAGGGAAACAUGGAGGGGGCAGAAGCACUCUUGAUGGAAGCCAUCCGGGACAACGAGGGGAUGCCCGUGUCGUCAUUCUACUCCGUCAAACUCGCUCGUCAGGUGUUGAAAGUGCAGAAGAACUUGAUCAAAGCUCGAAAGAUCCUCUUGGAGGCAUUGGAGAAAGAUCCGGAUAAUGCCAAACUUUAUGCCAAUCUGUUGGAGAUGGAGUUCAGUGCUGAUGUCCGGCAGAAUGAGGGCAACACCAUGAGCAGCUUUGACCGAGCCCUGACCAGUGGCCUCCCUCUGGAGACAAAAAUAAUUUUCUCCCAGCGCAGAGUAGAGUUUCUUGAGGACUUUGGGUCCAGCAUAAACAGCUUGUUGACAUCAUAUGAUGAGCACCAGAAGCUCCUGAACCAACAAAUGAUGAGGAAGAGACUCCUGGAAAAUGGUUCUGAGGAAGCAGAUGAAAAGCGAAUGAGACUUGAAGAGACUGCUGUAGGAGGCAAUCUUGCAGUUGCUCCAACAACAGGCAUCACACCCUUGAUGGCGACAGAUGUGAGCAACAGUGGAACUGGAGCUUACAACUACAACACUUGGUACCAGAACUACAGUGGCUAUGGGUACCAGAACACGUGGAACUACAAUCAGUAUUACCAGCAGAGCUGAAAGGGACUGGAGUGAGAGGCCAGCAGUGAGAAUGACAAGCAGCUGCAGCUAUUCUUGUUUAAUCCCCAAGUAGAAGCAAAAUGAUGAAAUCUGGCUAUGACCUGUAGCCUUUCCUCUGGCAGCUGAGUAGAGAUAAUUCAGAACUGCUCUCAUCUACAAACUGACUUUCCUCCUUCCCCCACAUUGGUGUAACAGGCCGCCCACUGUUAUCAUCAGCCUCAAGGAAACACAUUGCCAGUGGAUCAAGAGUGGAGGCUUGAAUCGACUCACCCCAUAUAAACUGGAGGCUGCCUCAACUCACCAGAGACAGACCUUUUAGGACUGUAAUAUAAAACUCACAUUUGACCAUGGACUACGUCUGCCACAGAAUAUUGUUAGUGGGACUUGUGUUGGAAAAAAAAGUAAUCUAAACAGAAUUGCCUCCCUUUUUUUGUAAACUUCCUUCCCUACCUUUGUACAUUUCAUGUGUGGUGACUGUAAAUAAACAGGAAUGGAUCAUAA